Molecule: messenger RNA, 607 nt
Organism: Saccostrea cuccullata (small rock oyster)
Lineage: Eukaryota; Metazoa; Mollusca; Bivalvia; Ostreida; Ostreidae
Exons: 4
Source: RefSeq, a predicted model, not a curated record
UGGAGUGGGACAUGCUUUUAAAGUUUUGGUCAACAUUGAUGUUUGGACGUGCAUGGAACUCUGCUAUAAUUUUGCUUUGUGUCAAUCAGUAGACUGGAAUCUAGAUUAUAAAACCUGCAGGUUAAAUACUAGAUCCGCCACUGUGUACCCAAGUCUUCGCGUAACUACACCACGCACCAUCCAUGUCGAUAGUGAACAUUUCCCUGAUGAGGUGUCGGGCGACUGCUUCAACCAUACCUGUGAUAACACAUCCAUGUGUGUGAGUGGCAACUGUGUCCCUGUCCUGGAAGGUAGAACCUGCGACUCUCCUCCUGAAAUCCCAAACACAGAGCAGCCCUCUCCACCAGGCCUUUUCCCUGUCGGUUACACCUACAACUACUCGUCAUGUUUAGAUGGACACGAACCGUCUGGAGAACUCUACACCACCUGUCAGGACAAUGGACAAUGGACGACAGCUUUGUUUAGAUGCAUAGUUGACCAAGAUUGUACUGCGAUUUUGUACAAGAACCUCAGUUUAUUGGGACAGGACGGUGUUUACACUAUAUACCCUGAUGGUUUCGGAAUUCAGGUUUACUGUGAUAUGACGACAGAACUGGGAGGCUGGACG